Setaria italica (foxtail millet) is the source of this 1065-nucleotide messenger RNA. Its product is annotated as formin-like protein 16. The transcript has a single exon. Lineage: Eukaryota; Viridiplantae; Streptophyta; Magnoliopsida; Poales; Poaceae. The coding region runs from base 1 to 1065 and encodes 354 amino acids. Gene Ontology annotation, molecular function: mRNA binding. Gene Ontology annotation, cellular component: nucleus. The record is from RefSeq and is a predicted model, not a curated record.
AUGGCGCCGCCGUCUCCGUCCCCGCACAGGCGAGCCCCGCUCUUUCGGCCGCCGGAGCUGCCGCUGCCGUCGGCUCUGGUGCCCCCGAAGAAGCGCCGGGUCAUGCGGACUCCGCCCAAGGCCACCACCCCCAUCCCCCCUCCUCCCCCACCCGUCCCCGCCGCCGCCGGGGACCUAGCGGUCCCAGCCCCCACCCCGCCUCCUCGGGCGGACCCUGUGGGCUCGCCACCGGCCGCGGACCAGAAACCCACUUUGCCGCCGCCGCCCCGAGCCGCCACAAAACCCUCUUUGCCGCCUCCCCCAACCGCCGAAAACCCCUCCUCGCCGCCGCCAUUAACCACGGAAAAACCCUCCUCGUUGCCGCCGCCUCCGGCCGCCGAGGACGAGAAUCCCUCCGAGCCGCCGCUCCCAGCCACCGAAAAACCCUCCUCGCCGCCGACGCCUCCGACCGACGCGCCCGCGUAUCGUGCUCCUACGCGAAAGGUGCGGAAGGUCGUUAGAAAGGUUUCCCCCAAGGGGACGAUCGCCACUCGGGAGGCUGCGGCGGCGGGGGCGGCUUCAGCUGCCGCCGGAGCGCUGCAGCCUGGGGAGGGACACGCGCAGGACAAGCCCCCAACCGAUCGGAAUGCUGCGGAGGACGAAGUGGUGGGAGCGGAACAGAGUUUGGGAGAAACUGCAAUUAAGGAGCCGGCCGCUGGCUGCAAUUCGAUUGCUGUGGGUGAAGCGCAAUUGGUUAAGGAAAUGGUGACGGAUUGUGGUGAUGCCCCUGUGGUGGAGAAACUGGUGAGCAGGGGUGAGGGGAAGGAUGAAGCUGGAAUGUCAGAGUGGCAGAGGAGGAGGAAGACAGAGGUGUUUGUUGGUGGGCUCAACAGGGACGCUAAGGAGGAGGAUGUGAGAGCGGUGCUUGCAGAGGCGGGGGAGAUCGCUGAGGUGCGGAUGAUAAUGGAUUCCAUGACGAAGAAGAACAAAGGCUACUGCUUUGUGCGCUACCAUGAGGCUGCACAGGCGAGGAAGGCCAUUGCAAAGUUUGGCAAUGUUAAGGUUGUGCUUCACCCACUUGGAUGA